AUUUCCGCAUAAUUUUUUGCUGUGAAAAGUCGCGUUACAGCGACGGUCUGGGGACGGUGGGGGUGGGUGGAUGGCGUUGACAUAAAAAAAAAAUUGUACUUUUGCAACUGCAGGACCCAAUCUACGCCGAGAGGAGGAAGAUAUUAUCAAUGAAUGCUGCAGUGGUGGGCAACUCUCUAUCUUACUGAAAUUGUUGCACACAAGCAAAGCUCUACUUGCUUCACUCGUGACUCUUCAGAAUUGGACCUUUUUUUUUUGGACGGAACUUCAGAGCUGGACCUGUCAAGGAGUUUCCUUCCCUUGUUGAUUAAAUGUCCAACGUGAUAGAGAUUUUGCACCCUUUGGAUUCCACAAGAGUUACUUAGCAGAGACGCACGUUGAGCAGGCUUCCAAGACAAGUGAAGCUCAGCCUUCAGUUGCUUCUCCCACUACACCAACUCAACAAGCUUUGCUGCUUGUGCUAAAGCUAUAAGGAGAGCAGACUUCCCUCCUGGUUUUGUCUUUGGCACUGCUUCUUCAGCUUACCAGUAUGAAGGCGCUGUCAAUGAGGGUCAACGCGGACCUACAAUAUGGGAUACUCUCACAAGACGACCUGGGCGGGUGAUAGAUUUCAGCAAUGCAGAUGUUGCUGUUGAUCACUAUCAUCGUUACAAGGAAGAUGUGGACUUGAUGAAGGAUAUUGGCAUGGAUGCGUACCGGUUCUCUAUUUCAUGGUCACGUAUCUUUCCAAAUGAUUUUCUUUCUAGAUGGAACAGGCGAACCUAAUGAAGAAGGAUUGAAUUACUAUAACAGCCUCAUUGAUGUUCUAUUAGAUAAAGGUAUACAACCAUAUGUAACACUCUUUCACUGGGACCUUCCCCAAGCACUAGAAGACAGAUACGGUGGAUGGUUAAACUCCCAAAUUGUGGAGGAUUUUGUUCACUAUGCUUCUACUUGCUUCAAGGAAUUUGGAGAUAGAGUGAAAUACUGGAUCACAUUCAAUGAGCCCCAUAAUUUUGCGAUUGAAGGCUACGACCUUGGCAUUCAAGCACCUGGGAGAUGUUCCAUUCUGUCUCAUCUGUUCUGCAGGGAGGGUAAAUCAUCAACUGAACCAUAUAUUGUAGCUCACAACAUACUCUUAGCUCAUGCUGGUGCUUUUCAUUCUUACAAGCAACAUUUCAAGAAAGAACAAGGAGGUCUCAUUGGAAUUGCACUUGAUUCAAAGUGGUAUGAACCAUUGUCAGGUGUCGAUGAAGACAUAGAGGCAGCAGCACGAGCAAUGGACUUUGAGCUUGGAUGGUUCCUGGACCCCUUAAUGUUUGGCCACUAUCCUCCUUCUAUGCAGAAACUUGCAGGCGAUAGGCUGCCUCAGUUUUCAACUCAGGCAUCAGAGUUAGUAUCUGGUUCGCUAGAUUUUGUGGGUAUAAACCACUAUACCACAUUAUAUGUUAGGAAUGACAGAAUGCGGAUCAGAAAACUUGUGUUGAAUGAUGCUUCAACCGAUGCUGCAAUCAUACCAACUGCUUAUAGGCAUGGAAAGAGAAUAGGAGAAACGGCAGCAUCAAGCUGGCUGCACAUAGUUCCUUGGGGCAUGUUCAAACUGAUGAAGCACAUAAAAGAAAAGUAUGGAAAUCCGCCUGUGAUCAUUACUGAAAAUGGUAUGGAUGAUGCAAAUCACCCCUUUUCAAGCUUAGAAAAUGUUCUGCAGGAUGAUAAAAGGAUACAAUAUCAUAACGACUACAUGUCUAACCUUCUAAAUGCUAUAAGGAAGGAAGGCUGCAAUGUCCAUGGUUACUUUGUAUGGUCACUGCUCGAUAACUGGGAGUGGAACUCAGGGUACACGGUGCGGUUUGGUCUCUACUACAUCGACUACAACAACAACCUGACAAGGAUACCCAAGGUGUCAGUCGAAUGGUUCAGCCAGGUUUUAGCCCAGAAGACGGCUAUCAUGUAGAUAGCAUAGAGUGAAAGUGAUUCUAGAAUGGCCAUUAAUUAAGUGUACAUAACUUCCAUAGCUUACGACCGUCAACCACUGUUGAAUGCAUCGUUAUAUUUGUACAUUGAUGUUACAAAAUCAACAAGAGAAUGAGAAUUACAGUCCCCA
Molecule: messenger RNA, 2083 nt
Organism: Phragmites australis (common reed)
Lineage: Eukaryota; Viridiplantae; Streptophyta; Magnoliopsida; Poales; Poaceae
Product: beta-glucosidase 25
Exons: 15
Coding region: 689-1933 (414 amino acids)
Biological process (GO): carbohydrate metabolic process
Molecular function (GO): beta-glucosidase activity
Source: RefSeq, a predicted model, not a curated record